AUGUACUUCAGUGGAGAGGUUCCGAUCAGGGAACGACCAUUUGGAGUUAUAGAACCUUUCCCAGAGAGCAUCUACCCUCUAGAGUACACUUCAGCAAGCGUUACUUGCAUUGCAUUUGAUGCAUCUGGUAAACUUCAACCAGAUAGAAUAGAGUUUCAUAGGAGAGAUGAUCUUAACCGAUACAGAAAGUUAGAGGGGGAUAGAUUUGUGUUUAAUCACAGAACAGAUAAUAUAAGGGGAAACAUUAAAUUGUACACUACCAUGACUUUGAAGAAUGUAACAAUUCAGGAUGACAGUCAGUACGGUGAUCUUGGAAGCUACGAGUGCCAUGCUUUUGCGAAAAAUGUAAGCUCCCCAAAGAGGCAUGGCUUUAGUGUCAGCGUUAUUACAAGGGCUGAAAUUCCAACAGUGAAAGUCACAGAUUCCAGUACUCUUAAUCCAGGUGACGACAUCACAAUCUUCUGCAACCUAACUGACAGAGGAAAUGAGAACAGCACCCCACUGAAGAGAAUUUCCUGGUUUAAAGAUGGGAAGUUGUUGAGGAGUGUGCGGAAUCCAGAUCCAGAUGUGAAACAGGACUUUAUAGCCCCAAUACACCUUACAAGUUUUAAUGUUCGACAGGCGGGAAUUUACACAUGCCUUUUAGAAGUAAAGCUGAGGCAUAUUAAGGAGUACAGCGUUAGAGGUGACACAUUUCUUAAGAUUGCACCUUGGCUUCCCAAGCCAAAGGAAGACAUUGAAGAGAAGGCUUCUAAAGGAAGCGAUGUGUCAUUUGAGUGCGCUGCACAAGGAUUUCCUUUGGAGGUAGAAUGGAAGGUGAAGAAGAAGAAUAAAGACACUGUUCAGGCUUGCAUAAAUGGAUCAGGUGGACACUACAAGAUUCAUCAAGCCACAUUUGGCCCAUCAAUUCUGACCAUAUCUGGAGUGAAUUAUACGGAUCGUGGAUUUUAUUACUGUUGUUUUCCUUCAAACUGCUCCCAAAAUGUAGAAGACAAAUGCCAGCGAUUCAUUCUUCGUGUCAGAG
Stylophora pistillata is the source of this 1024-nucleotide messenger RNA. Its product is annotated as titin. Gene Ontology annotation, biological process: cell-cell adhesion. Gene Ontology annotation, cellular component: plasma membrane; cell-cell junction. Gene Ontology annotation, molecular function: cell adhesion molecule binding. Lineage: Eukaryota; Metazoa; Cnidaria; Anthozoa; Scleractinia; Pocilloporidae. The record is from RefSeq and is a predicted model, not a curated record.